UGCAUCGCAACCCCCCCGGCAUACCAUUUGCACCGUUUCAUCAAUCGUCAUCCGUCACCAACACACCGACCGAAACGGGUGUAGCAAUUUGACAGCUGCCCAGCUUCAGACGAUCGUGUCAACAUCGGGAAGAUCGUUUUGCGGUUCGGUUUCGGCCUUUCUUUCCGGAUGUGCCGUACAUGUCAGUCGUAAUUUUCCUACCGAACCUAACGCAUUGAAACGCUGAACUGUCUGUUCCGGAAGUCGGACGAAAAUGGUUCCGCAAGUGGAAAAAUAAACGUGAAAGCGAACAAAGUAAAAACUCGGCGCGAAAGUACAAAACAGCCAACAACCGCAACUGUUCGAGUGUGUUCGAUUGGUAACAGAGAUACCGAAAAAGAACCAAGAAACGAAAUUUGCCUUCGGGGCACAUUCGAAGUGAACGUGUGUCGGAAAAAUAAUCUAAUCGAGGCGAAAAGUUUUGCCCAACGGAAAUGCUCCAAUAACUGUGAAAACCGGUGGAAAAGUUGUGGAUAAUAAUGAAACGCUAAACCCUACGUACAACCGUGCGGACAUACGAACUGGUCCAAGUCAACCCACCAGGCAGCCAACAUCGCAAACAUCGACCAGGCGCGGCCUUUGUUCAAUAUACAAAUUGAACGUACCAUCGUCCGUGCGCGCGUCGUACAAUUUGCUUCCCCGUAACGAACACCGCACACAGCGCAGACGAGCCAGAGAAGAAGCCGUAACAAAUCAAGUGCAAUAGAAACGCGACCCAUCGCGCCCGAAAACGAUUGUGCACAGGGUAAACAAAUCAAUAAAAUUGGCAUCAACUUACCCAGCAGUGCCCGGUCACCCAUUGGGCGGGGAAGGGGGUUGAGUUUCGCAACGAAACGAAGCGCCAGCAUGAAAGAGUGUUGCACUUAAUUGGAAGCAAUUGGUGCUGAUUGAGUUCCGGGACGCUUUCAGUGCGAGUUUACUAAAAGGCGACAAGUGAAAUACACACCUUUCGAAGGUGUGUUUGUGAAUUGACCCUCUGUGGGUGUAUGUGUGUGUGUGUUGUUUGAGUUAUAGAAGCGAAAGCUUUUUUCCCAAAACAGCUGUUGUAACCCACUGGGCGACACAGAAGUGCUUUGUGAAACAAAAGAUAAAUCGAAAGAAUAGAACAUGUUUACCCUACCACUGUACAAGGACAACGUCAUGGUCACCUCCUGGAGUGAUGCUUCAUCCUAUCGGAUGAAGAAGAACAUGGCCGAACUGAUGCAGCAGAUGCGUGAUCCGGCCACAAUUGGUGGUGGCUCAGUGGGCAGCAUACCGCAAAGUAUCGUCUCCUCCAGUGCGAAUCCAAACGAUCUCCAGAAGGCACUCCGCAACCAGGGCAUCCAUUCAACGCCGGCCUCGAAUCUGAAGCUUACGGAACAGAUGCGUUACGCACAGCACGACAGUAGCCCAACGCUGGCGUACCAUCUGCCAUCUCAGCAGCACCAGGCCCAUGCACAUCCGCAACAGUACCAGAACGGUGGUCCGAAUCGGUUGGCCACGUCGAAAAGUUAUUCCGGUGGGUUAAACCAUUCGACCGGUGGUGUGAACGGUCCGACCAGCAGUAGCAGCAUCUCGUCCAGUCUCUCCUCACUGCCGGACAUCUCGGCGAACAACUCGCAGUUCUUCGAGGUGCUGUACGUCGGCAAGAUCAAGGUGUCGCACAAGCGUGUUCCCUCCACCUUCAUCGAUGAUGCGCUGCCCAAGUUCAAGGCCUACGAUGCGGAGAAGCUACGCCAGCAGCAGGAAGCCACACGCAAGCAAUCCACACCGGUCGGUGAGGAAUCAGCUACCAGCACGGAAGCUGAAACCCGGCGCAAUGAGUCCGACAAUAGAGGCGCGGAGUCAACACCACCUGCACCGGACGAUCCACCCGAAGUCUUCCAGGGUCGUCGUGUCAGCACGUUCGAUAUUCCUUCGAAGAAAAUUGAGAAUGGUACCGUGGUUGAAGGCAAUACAUCCGGCAGUGGUAAUGAACAGCCUAAAGUAGAGGAAAAGGUGCAGCAACAGAAGCUGCCAGAACCGGAACAACCGAACCAGACGGCAUCGGUGGCAGCUUCCACUCGAGAGUGUGUUUCCGGUAAAGAAACAAAAUCACCAACAGCCCAAGAUGAGGAUGCACCUGUUCGACGUGAUCGUUCAGCUUCGAUUGGAUCGAUACCGGUGGUCGAACAGAACCGAACGAUGGUGUUCCUGAUUGGGCAGACAGAUUUGCGCCUGAUCAGCCCAGACCGGAAACAGGUACUGCUGCACAAAGCGUUCCGCGAUGUAGCCAGCUGCGUACAUGGGUACAAAAAUGCCGAUCAUUUCGGUAUUAUCUGCCGGGAUGUGAACAACGAUGGUUACAUCGGGUACGUGUUCAAGUGUCAGUCGGAACAGGUCGCAAAUGAUAUUGUGCAGGCGAUCUCGCUUGCCUUCACGGCCUGUUCGGAACAGAAGCAGAAGGAUAAGGCAGCGGCUCAGAUAUUCUCCUGCGAGCACUGUCCGAUGCUGUGGUACCACAAGCUGUGCACCGAUACCGAGGGACAUAGCGACAAGAAGACCCAGUACAUGAUCUUCAAGCGUAUCGAUACAACGCUCACCGACGACGAACAGCGGCUGCUGAUGGAGAAGUACCAUGGUGCGGAAGAGGCCGCCGGCAGCAGCUUGGGUGAACAGAAUCAAUUUCUCAUGAUGCUAUUGCGGGCCCACUGUGAGUCGAAGCAGCAGCGGCACGUACACGAUACGGUCGAACAUAGGGCCGAAUUCUUGAAUCAGUAUCUCGGUGGAAGCGGUAUCUUCAUGAAGGCGAAACGGUCCCUUACUAGCUCGUUUGAUCAUCUGUUGAAAAGGCGCACUAGCAGGGAUGAUUUCGUGGCCGGAAGUUUGAAGGAUUCGAGCUCAACCGACGAGCUGAAGGAUGGUAGUUUUGAGCCGGUAACACGCGCUCGUGCAUCGACGAUCGGGUCCAGCCCGUCAAUGGGACGGAAGAGUUCAGACAUCGGCAAUGGAACAACUCCACAGCUGAAGUCACCCAUGAUGGAUAUCUUCAUCAAGGUAGGCAAUAGCCCCAGAGAUCAUAGUCAUGCCGGGUCUUGGAGACAGGCAAUGCUGCACCGUGUGGUAACACCGUCGAAGAACAUGAAGAGUGGCCCCGAAGAAUAUAUGUCACCGUUGCGUUCAAUCGGUACACCGGCAAAGAAGCGUACCCGUGAGGAGCUACGGGAACUUUGGCGCGUAGGCAUCAAGCAAACAAUCAUCCUCAACCGGAUGGAGAAGGAGAAUGCUCAUCUGCAGGCACGUCAGAAUGAAAUAAAAUCGAACGAGAUACGGCGCGUUAAGCUGGAGUACGACGAGAUUACGGUUUGCGAUAAACGAUCUGCUGAACAGUGGGAUGCACUGUUGGAUAAUUGCACACCGAGUGCAGUCCCACCCAAUCAGGCCAUAUUGUAUCAGGCGAUGAGGAAUGGUGUGCCACGAUCAAGGCGCGGUGAAAUCUGGAUGUAUCUGGCAGAGCAACAUGUGCACCAUCAUCCGGAACCGAUCGAUACAACCAACUUCCCGAACUUCAACACACCGUACCAUGUGCUGCUGAAGAACUUAACGGAACACCAGCAUGCCAUCUUCAUUGAUUUAGGUCGCACAUUCCCGGAUCAUAAGUACUAUAAGGAUGCUCUUGGAGUUGGACAGCUUUCGUUGUUUAAUCUGCUGAAAGCAUACUCCAUUCUUGAUCCGGAGCUGGGUUACUGUCAAGGGUUAGGAUUUAUUUGUGCCGUCUUGUUGUUGCACCUCGAAGAAGCCGAUGCGUUCGAGCUGCUUAAGCAUUUGAUGUUCCGAAGGGAAAUGCGCGCCAAAUAUCUACCGAACAUGAAGCAGUUCCAGCUGCAGCUGUACCAACUGUCCCGGCUACUGAAGGACCACAUACCGGACCUGUACGAUUGGUUCGAUCAGCAUGACAUUUCGCAAACGCUGUACGCCGCACCCUGGAUACUGACCGUGUUCAGUUCACACUUUCCGCUCGGUUUCGUGGUGCGUGUGUUCGAUCUGCUCUUUCUCGAAUCGUUUGACGUCUUCUUUCGGUGUGCGAUCGCACUGCUAGAGGCCCACAAGGAGCAGCUAAUGCAGCGUGACAACUUCGAGGACAUCAUGAGCUAUCUGAAGAAUGUCAUUCCCAAGAUCGAUGCCGAUGUAAUGGAGAAGGUUUUUCGGGAUGUGUUCCGGCGCGAUUUCUCGUGUCAGCUGAUCGAAUACCAGGUCGAAUAUAAUGUGCUGCAGGAGGAGAUGACUUCCCAGACCUAUUACCGCGAAGGCUACAAUCGGUUGAAGGAGGAACACCAGUCACUGAAUACGCAGCUCCAGUUUACACAGUCUCACUUGAUGCAGUUGGAAAACACUCGCCUCCUGCACCAGGAACAGAUCCAUUCACUACAGACGCAGGUCCUGACGCUCGAAAACACCGUCCACACGCUCGUCAGGUUUAUCGAGCAAACGGUUGAUGUACGUUCGGAUAUUGUGCUGCCGAAUGAGGUGUGUCGCAUUGUCCAGCAGGUUCAGGAACUUCAACAGCAGCAACAGCAACAACAGCAAAAGAAACGCUCACCAAUAUUCGUCGAUCGUAAGAUUGGCAAAUCGAUCUCGUUCAACAGCAAUCUUGGACUGGCCCUUAACGUGCUGGAAGAAGCGAACGAACCGGACGGACCUGGAACACCGACGAAGAAGAGGCAACCCUACUUCCAGAACUCGUUCACCCAGAUCCGCCAGCAGCGGGACAGUCUCUGGCUGCACAAGCUUGACGAAUGUAACAGUACCAGUCCCGAGCAUGGUGGAGCGAACGGUACGGGCAGUACAUCUCUGUCCUCAGCCAGCAUAAAGGCACUGUCCGGUAAUAGUGAUGAUAGUGGUAUAGCGACCCCGAUAAGCCCACAGCUGCAUGCACCGUCAACUACACCGAUGGUGGCCGAAAGUCGACCGCUGGUACCGUUCGAAAACCAUCCACUCAGCAGCUGUGGUGAUGUGGCGGUACAGUACAACGGCACAACACAGCUAAAGACGCUGAAACCACGUUCGCAAUCACGCCACGGUUCCGUCUCGUCGAUCGUCAGCGAAACGAGCAACGAACCACGGCCCCAAGUCGCGACGGAUCGUAGUUAACGGUCUCGCCAGGUUGCACCGAAUGGGAACCACCCGGACAUUACAUCACGUAGAGAAUAAGUGGGGAACCAAUGUCGGGUACCGGGGUAUCUUGUAAGCUUCCCGCGUGGGCCAAAAAACAUGCGCGAGCCACAUGCCAGCCGAAGUGCAACAGAGUGUGUUCAACGUCUACGUUCUUCCAUCACCGGAGAUGUUUCAGAACAUUCGCACACGAAACCCGAACAAUCUGCUCGCGAUGUCCGGUCCACAUAUACACGAAACAGUUUCUUUCGUAAUCGUGAUUAUCGCUGCUUACUCCCUGGCUGGAGCAGCAGACAAAAGUGUUAGAAUCAAAAUACGUUCCCUACCCCCUCAAAAGCACAUUAAUGUUGCAAAUCAAUUCAAGCGGAGUGGAGGAACUGUAGUGUCUCUCAGCAGCAAGAACACUAGAUGGAGUUCUGGAUGGAGAAAUGAAGUACGAUAUUAUCUCCUACCUGGAGAGACCAAUGGAAGAUUAUAUACUCUCGUUGCUUUCCUUUCGGCAGCUAUCUUCCGGUUGAUCUAGGAAGAUAGUACGAAGAUAGAAGGAUAUGAAAGAUACAACAACUAUUACUACUAUUGAUCGCUUUUUGCAAACCGCAAACAAAAAUGAGAAGAAGUCACAUUAGCAAAGGAGAGGACAAAGUGAAACUCAUCUACAAAACUCAGAAACCAAACCCAACGCCAGUAAAUGCUUCGUACAAUUUUUGUGAGUGUGAAACGUAGUUUGUAGUGUUUAGUGAUGAUCUUAGAACCUUACUGUGCAGCCUGCUAGCUACUGUUGUUAUCAUUUUUUUUAUUCUAUUCUUUGCUAGCGAUUCAACCAGGAUGUCACCAACAAAUUUUGUAGAAUAGUAUCAGCUAGAUCAGCUGAAGGGGUAUGGUGGGGCGGAUUUGUACUUAGGAAGAGAAACAGAACCAUUGCGCCUAUUUGUUGGUGUAUAUAUUUUUGGGUAAUAGAUGUAAAAUCCUGCUUCCUAUCUUGAUUUUCCCUUGUUAACCUGCUCGUUUUAAUAAUGGCAAACAACACCAAACCACUGACAACACAACACCAAAAGCACUGAAGGAGUCUCAUUGAAGAUUUACUUCAAUGAAGAAGUGGCCGCAAAAUCUACUACUUCUCACACAUACGCCAAGUUUAUUAGGAAAAGGCUUCUUUCUUCUUUUUAUUUUGAGGGUCUCAUAUAUCCCUUUUCUAUAGUAUUUGUGUUGUUGACGGAUGAAAUGUAAAUCGCACCCAUAAAGGAAGAAUAUAGUCAAAAGUCCAAUUUCUACGAUCCCUAACUAGUGUAGAGAAUUGAACCUACUCCUCGUGUAAGCGUGUUGUUGGUGUCGUCGUGCGUUCUCUGCUGUACCAUUUUACCGACCAUUUAACGGUUUGCAAAAAAACAAAAAAGUACCACGUUGUGGUCAAAAGUACUUCAGUGUGGACUCAGGUUCGACCUGGAUCAGAUCACCUGACAAGAGUUGAAAAAAAAAACAAAUUCCUCCUACCGCAAUCAAACAUGGCGCAAUAACAGAAGGGCUAGUUGUAACAUUUAGCUUGUGUGCAGCACCGCUUAUACCUUCGCUUACACUAUAACCGAUCGGGCUGGCUCGUUACGUUAGAGAAAGAUAAUACAACCCCACACUAAACGAUUGUGCAGCGGUGAACAAACCAGCGAUACGAUACACUUAAGAUCGCGCUGUAUGAUCUUCUCUAUAAAAUCCCUAUAAUAUGUGAAAACAUGUCUAGCUGGUUGGGCGUUUUUUCGGUAUUUUUGUAACCGUAGCUUUUCGAGCUUUCUCGGGAGACCGCCCACGCUGUGUGUAAUAUCCAGCCAGCCUUAACACGUGGGGCAUACAUCUCCGUUGCUUCCCUUAUCUGUUCAUUGUAAAUACUAUCUCGUUUAGGUCAAAUAGGUGUCACAGGACACCGGUUCUUACCGUAUAGACUAGUAUUGCGUUGUUGUUCUGUUGUUCUUCUUUAGUUGUUACAUUAGUUUAAUACUUAUGGGCUUUCGUUAAUCGGCUUUUUUUGUGUAACGCUUCACUUCAUUUGGGAUAGGAAAAAAAAGUCACAAAACAAAUAGCUAAUAUAUCUCUAUCUACGCUUCGGUGAUACAAGACAAACAGCAAAAAGCAAAAAGAAGGAAAAAAAUAGACACAUAUAUGUAUAACACCACACCAUCACGGCUGCAUAUAAUUAAGCAUCUGUAAGAGGUAUGACAAAUCGCGAAAGAAAAUAAAACCCAAUAUAUAGCUAAAUAUCAGUUUAAAGAA
Molecule: messenger RNA, 7428 nt
Organism: Anopheles funestus (African malaria mosquito)
Lineage: Eukaryota; Metazoa; Arthropoda; Insecta; Diptera; Culicidae
Gene: plx
Product: TBC1 domain family member 4
Exons: 9
Coding region: 1147-5148 (1333 amino acids)
Source: RefSeq, a predicted model, not a curated record